UGUAACAAAAAAAAAAUAAAGAACAAAAUGUUGGUUAAAUUAAUAUUUAUUUAAUCCAGUGAACCUCGUUAUUAAGAAAAGCCCGGCCCAUAGUGAAAAUAUCCAUGUCUUCCCUUUGUCGCCGUUGAUGUCGUCGCCGGAAUGUAUCUUUCUUCCGGUUGCUGAACUAAGGGUCGGCUCUAGACUAUCUUCUCUCCUGAAACACGAGAGAGCUCAAAUGAAGAGAAAAUGUAGGAUUUGGUUGCCUAAGCAGCUCGCAACAACUGAUGAUUUGAGUCACAGUCUAUUGUUUGGGUGGUUCCUUUGCCAGUCCUCUUCUUGUCUUGACGUUGUUGUGGCCUUUAUCUCUGAUGAAAGCUCCUUGUCCAAUGCCGGAUCUAAGCUCCAAGACGUACUUCGUGAAACAAAUGAGAAGAUGCCCUCAACUUUACGGGAUAAGGCAGCGUUUACUCUCCUUGGUCGUUGUGAUAUAAGCCGUAAUGCUAAUGGAAACGUAUCAAAGAUUAUAACAGACAAAGAUAUGUGCAGCAAGGCUGGAGCUUAUUGCAAAUAUAGUGGCCUCAGCUGUGGUUGUCAAAGGGUUGAUGGCUUAUUAGAGGAUUUCAGGAAAGAUUCUAAGAGAAAUUACUGGAUUCAAAUGGUGCGUGAUUCUGCAGAGCAUAGAAUUAUGGAACUCCAUUCAAGUUCUAGAUUGCAUCAUAUACACUGGAAUGGGGAGAUUGUAUCUCAAUGCGAUGUCCACGUCAUAGUCUAUGACACUCCAGUGUUUGGUUCUCACCAUUUCUCGUUAAGCUUUUGGAAUUCUUCUCCUCAGACAAAAGCUCCUCUUAAGAAACCCAAGUGGGUUGAUGAUCUUCACAACAGGAAACCUCUGAAUGAAAUGGAAACUGUGAUUCUUUCCAUAAAUUGCGCCUCAGCUGCCAAGAUUGCCUAUAAGAAGAUUUCCACGCAGCUGGAGACUUCUUCUCAGAACUUUUCCAUUUCUUACUUGAUAUCUUCUUUGACAUGGCGGUUACUCGCCACAAUUUUAGGCUCUAUAUCAAGUCUGUAUUAUAGCCUUGCCCAAUUCUUCUAUUUACUUUCAAGUUUUCCGAUUUUCUCAUGGGUGCACAUCGCAUCGAGGAGGGUACUCAAGAAUACAUGGGUCAACUUCAGAAUACGCAGUUGUCAGAUCUUAUAUUGGCCAAUCUUCCUUGAAGAGAAUGGUAUGAUGUCCAUAUCCUGUGUGGAACAUGCAGAGAAAGCUGCACUGCAAAGACAUUCUACAUGGUCGGCCAUGGCUGUUGAUCUUGUUUUGGGGAAUUUGAUUGGUCUAGGUCUACUGUUUAACACCGAAUCUGUCUGCUCAUUUGUAUUCGACUUUGCAAAGGAGUUUACGAAUGGUAUUUUGCGGUCUGGUAGUGUGUGGUUGAUGGGAGUUCCAGCGGGUUUUAAGUUAAACACAGAAUUGGCUGGAGUUUUAGGCAUGGUAUCUCUUAAUGUAAUACAGAUAUGGUCUACUCUCUGGGUCUUCAUGGCUUCUUUCAUCUUUUAUUUGAUAAGAGUAAUUGCUAUCCUUGGAAUUACUUUUGGUGCCACAGUAUCUGCCGCAUUUGUCAUAGAUGUUAUUACUUUUGCAACACUUCAUAUAAUGGCUCUUCACUGGGGAAUCACACUUGUAUAUUCUCACCAAAUUCAAGCUUUAGCAGCUUUGUGGAGGCUUUUCAGAGGGCGGAAAUUGAAUCCUCUACGUCAAAGGCUGGACAGCUAUGGUUACACUGUGAAGCAACAUGUAGUGGGAUCUCUUCUGUUCACUCCUCUUCUACUUCUCUUGCCAACAACAUCAGUUUUCUACAUCUUUUUCACCAUUACGAGCACUACAAUCAACUCCAUAUGUAUGUUGAUUGAAUUCGCCAUCUCCGUCAUCCAUGCAACACCAUAUGCAGAGGUUUUGAUUUGGCUUGUCAGACGUAAACGAUUCCCUUGUGGUGUUUGGUUUGAAAUGGAACACUAUAGAGAGCAUAUCCUCGAAGAUGCAGACUCCAAAAGUCUACUAGAAGAACAUGAUACUCCUGAUCUAAUAGUUUCCAACCUUCGCAGCAAUUUUUUAACCUUAGGACAGAUUCUUUUGCCUCACUAUACAACAAUAUUUUCAGGAAUAUCAGCUUCUUCUCUGACAACAUCAGCUCGGGGAGUCCUCAGUGGGAAAAGAAUGCCAUCAAAACUGGGGCUCGAUCUCCCUCCUCCAAGGCCAUGGAUCCACAUGCCAUUGAGACAGUACUGGAUCCUAUGCCAUAAUUCCAUCAUCUCAUCAAUGGCAAAUGGUGAAUUCUCCAAUUGAUCUUCUAGUAGCGUUUUAAUUUAACUCCACAAGGCACUGUGAUCACUAGGGUGUGAAUCGUUAACAUUGGAAAACAUGGAGUCCUUUUUUUAAUAUUUGGCCCUUUUUCCUUGAUUUGUUCAUCAGCUUUAUCUCUGGUUGUAAAUCUUUUGGUUUCAUCUAAUAUGAAAUUUGGUUACGUGUCAAAAUAUAUAUUAAUGAAUUAAAUAUUUUGUUGUUUUCUGAUU
Molecule: messenger RNA, 2547 nt
Organism: Arabidopsis lyrata subsp. lyrata
Lineage: Eukaryota; Viridiplantae; Streptophyta; Magnoliopsida; Brassicales; Brassicaceae
Product: N-acetylglucosaminyl-phosphatidylinositol biosynthetic protein gpi1
Exons: 10
Coding region: 128-2320 (730 amino acids)
Biological process (GO): GPI anchor biosynthetic process
Cellular component (GO): membrane
Source: RefSeq, a predicted model, not a curated record